GCUCCGUUUUCCGUGACGCACGCUUCCCCCUCCCCUCCGCCGCGCCCGGGCCUCUGCAUUGCCCGACGGCGCAGCAGCGCGGGGGCGGCUGCUUUCUUCGCUGGACGCCGGAGUAGAGGCCUGUGUCAAAAUGUCCACAGAAGGAGGGUUUGGCAGUACCAGCAGCAGUGAUGCCCAGCAAAGCCUUCAGUCCUUCUGGCCCAGAGUCAUGGAAGAAAUCCGAAACUUAACAGUGAAAGAUUUCCGAGUACAGGAACUCCCACUGGCUCGUAUUAAGAAGAUUAUGAAACUGGAUGAAGAUGUGAAGAUGAUCAGUGCAGAAGCCCCUGUGCUGUUUGCUAAGGCAGCGCAGAUCUUCAUCACAGAGCUGACUCUUCGAGCCUGGAUCCACACAGAGGAUAACAAGCGUCGUACUCUUCAGAGGAAUGAUAUUGCUAUGGCAAUUACAAAAUUUGAUCAGUUUGACUUUCUCAUCGACAUUGUUCCAAGAGAUGAACUGAAACCUCCGAAGCGCCAGGAGGAGGUACGCCAGUCUGUGACUCCCGCGGAGCCUGUCCAGUACUACUUCACGCUGGCUCAGCAGCCCACUGCUGUCCAGGUCCAGGGGCAGCAGCAAGGCCAGCAGACCACCAGUUCUACGACCACCAUCCAGCCUGGCCAGAUCAUCAUUGCGCAGCCUCAGCAGGGUCAGACCACACCCGUGACCAUGCAGGUUGGAGAAGGUCAGCAGGUGCAGAUUGUGCAGGCCCAACCUCAGGGUCAGGCCCAGCAGGCCCAGAGUGGUACUGGACAGACCAUGCAGGUGAUGCAGCAGAUCAUUACCAACACAGGAGAGAUCCAACAGAUCCCGGUGCAGCUGAAUGCCGGCCAGUUGCAGUAUAUCCGCUUAGCCCAGCCUGUAUCAGGCACCCAAGUUGUGCAGGGACAGAUCCAGACCCUUGCUACCAAUGCCCAACAGAUCACACAGACAGAGGUCCAACAAGGACAGCAGCAGUUCAGCCAGUUCACAGACGGACAGCAGCUGUACCAGAUCCAGCAAGUCACCAUGCCUGCAGGCCAAGACCUCGCCCAGCCCAUGUUUAUUCAGUCAGCCAACCAGCCCUCUGAUGGGCAGACCCCCCAGGUGACUGGAGACUGAGGCCUGAGCUGCAAAGCCAAGGACCCCCAACACAAUAUUUGCCAUAGAGCCCCCAGGCGAUGGGGACAUACCCUCCCUCACCAGAGGACCCGGGACUUCAUUGCCUCCUGCAGGCUAAGAUACUGGUGCACUACUCUCCACGCCUGGGGACUGAGAGCCUACAACAGAAAGAUGCAAUAUUUUUUAUUUUUUAUUUUCUUUUUUUCAUUUUUGUCUCCAAGGAAUCAAUAUUUCAAUAUAUCGAGCUAUGUGUCCAAUGCUAUGAAACGAGAAUAUUAAAUAACAUAUUUAUGGCAUUUUCUUGAAACGUGUGGUUGAAGAAAUAAUUCUCUUGUGUGUUUCCUGGCUUGGGCACUCACCACCACUGCUAAAGGGCAGGGCAGCCUGUGCUCUUCCUUCCCAAGGGUGUACAGGAUUUCCACUCUGCCAGUUCUGCCCUCAGAAAAAGAGAAAGGGUCAGACCCUUUUCCACCAGCAUUCUUCUCUGCCCCUUUCCUAGAGCCUUCCGCAUCCAGAAGAUGUGGGAACAUUUCUUGCCUGUGGGCCAUGAACUCGUUCUCCACAGAGAGCUGGUUUCCUCCCCAUCCCUUCUCUCCAAGAUCCAGGAGAACCAGGACUUUGUGCACUGUUCUGCCCACUGUUUUAUUUUUUAAAUACAUUAAAGAUUGUGCUCAUCUCCGUUGCUGCAUGGACUUCAAACUGCAUGAAAUGCAAUAAAUCUUGUUUUCGGUACUUG
Messenger RNA from Rattus rattus (black rat), 1874 nucleotides. It is a transcript of the gene Nfyc, whose product is annotated as nuclear transcription factor Y subunit gamma. The record is from RefSeq and is a predicted model, not a curated record. Gene Ontology annotation, molecular function: DNA-binding transcription activator activity, RNA polymerase II-specific; protein heterodimerization activity; DNA binding. Gene Ontology annotation, cellular component: nucleus; CCAAT-binding factor complex. Gene Ontology annotation, biological process: regulation of DNA-templated transcription. The coding region runs from base 131 to 1138 and encodes 335 amino acids. The transcript is spliced from 10 exons. Lineage: Eukaryota; Metazoa; Chordata; Mammalia; Rodentia; Muridae.